UUUCUAAAACGUCAUGUUUUCGAGUUAUUACUUUUGGCCAGCUUUUUUCGAGUUUAGCCCACUGUGCAGUGGACUGAAAAAAGUAGGCAGUGGCCUAUAAUAUUUGACGGCAUUGUCGUCAGUGGUUGGGCAGUGGUAAUAAUGACUAGUGGCAGUGGCAAUGUAGAAGGCAUUGCAUAGCAUUGCUAAAGCAUUAUCAGAAUUUUAGCCGGCAUUGACUCGGCAAUACGGCAGUGGACGUCCCACUACUCCUAUUCCUGGAUAUGCGCAUGUGCAGUCUAACAAUAACAGACUUCCAGAGAUGCCAGAUUUCGGUCGCUGCGCACUGGUAACAUUUGGAAGCAUGGGAAGGGAUGACACACACAACUACGUAUCGUGUCCAUGUGCGCUCGGGACGGUUCCGAGUAGUCUCGAGUGCACACGAAACGUAUGUUGCGUCAGUCUCUUCGCAUGCUAACAGAUGCUAGCAAUGCGCAGGCCGGCAUUUUUGAUAGUCAUAGUUAUAGUUAGCAAGAGUUUUCGUGCCUGAUUUAAACUACUUUAAAGUAGUGCAGUUAAUAAAUUUAAUAUGGGUAAGUACAAUUUGCUCAUCUUAAUGUAAUAUAGUGUAUUAAAGACAUUCUAACCUUAACGGUGUUAACUAACAUCGCCCCAGUGAGAAAUGACUCGUCGAUCGACGUCGAAACGAUGUCGAAUCGACGUUGAUUUGACGGUUUCGACAUCGAUUCGGCAUCGUUUCGACGUCAAUCGACGAAUUAUUUCUCACUGGGGCUAAGCCUCUUAAUUAAUUCGCUAUAAAAUAUGCGACAAAAAUCAUGCGAUGUUUUCUAAAAGCAUCUUUUUUCAAUUUCCUUUGAUUUUAUAUUUUAGAGAAUGCAUCGCCGACAAUUGAGAAUGUACUAUCCGAUAAACCUUCGGAAAAGAUUACAUUUAACUUUUUGAUACAAAACAAAUUUCCGAGCCUUCCAAAUAAUAUAUUAUCGUUAAUAAAAUACUGUAGAUGGAACACUUUAUCUCAGUUCCAAAACAUCACCGAUGCAGAUAUUAAUCAAAUGGAAAAAUUUGCUCAGGAAGAAUUAUGGCAGCUUUUUUCAAAAGAGGAAAACGAAACUUUUUAUGGCAUUUUCUUUAAAAAACCUAUGCUGUUUAAAAUUCUUAACGGGCAUAGAAACUUAUUGAUUAACAUAAAAAAUGCAUGUGUGGAAUUGUGUGGUGGAAAAAGGUUAAAAUCAAAUGAGCAAACCUGCCGCUGCAAAUGUAAAUGUAAGGCCAGAAAUGUAACUAACAGACCUUACAGGGUAAAACAAGCCUCUUUGCGUUUACCUAAGUUGUCAAAUCCAGUACCAGACUCUCAAACGGAAAAUAAUAAUACAGCUAUAACUGAAGACGAAACCCAUGUACUAAACAUAAGUUGUGAUUAUAUUAAAGCUUUUUGUAUUAAAAAUUUAAAGGAACAGGAAGCUGUCCAAAUUCUAAACAAAAUUAAUAAAUUGAAAGUAGACGUAAAUCUUUGAAGAUCCUGAAGAAGAUUCCAUGUUUGCUCACAUAACUUGCAUUAUUUGCGAGCAAAAAAUUAAAGUCAACGUGGUUAUUGGAAAGUAUGGACGAAAAUGGAUUUGUUCAAAUUUCAAUUCUCAUUUCAAGACCCAUUUUGAAGAGAAACUAAAUGAGUCGGAUAAAUUAAAACUAAAGCCCACACAAAAACCCUUCAAAAUUACUUCAAUUCUAGAAUUUGUAAAUCUCAAAAAUCCAAAGAAAAAUGUUGUUACCAAUGCCAAUACAACAGAUGAUGCAUCUACAAUAAGUAGCCCUCUAACUAGUCAGUCUAUUUUGGAAACUCACACUGAUCUGGAGUCCAGCCUUCAUGAUCUUGUUACAGAGCAAGUAAAUACUGUCGUUCAUCGUUCUGUAUUAAGUGAAAGCCCCUCUAUUGCAGAAUUCAACAAUGAUUCUGACAACAAUAUUUCCAAUUUAAACAACACUAGAGCAUCAAAUUCUAACGACUUAAACACUCAGGAUUUUUUUGAGGACGAUAGUAUUUUCCAUGAGGCGGGGAAUUCUAUCGUUUCCUUAAAGUCUCAUAACGUUAUUUUCACUGAUACUACUAAAACAUCAAAGUGGCAAAACGAGAAAUAUUCCCGUCGACAAAGAAACCGUAGAAGAUUAGAAUCCCUCUCAAAAGAUCAAACAAAAAUUACAUCUUUCUUUGAAAUAAAGGAACAUGUGCAACAAAUAUUUGCAGAGAAUACUGAACUCGGGAGCGUAAUUAUAAGAUCAUGUAAAGAUAAUUUUAAUAUGGAAAAUAUAAAUAAGAGUAACUUUUUGACAGUCCUUAUGACUUCUGCUCGACAUAACAGCAGUUGUCCUUCGAAUCACAACAGGUUUACUGAUGAGUUGAUAAGGUUUUCUUUGUACUUAUUCAUAAUUGGAGGUAAACUUACUUAUGAAACUUUACAAAGUAAUUUGAAAAAUGUUCUUCCAUCUCUUUCAACCUUGAAGAGAACGUUAAAUGAAAAUGUAACUGUACAAGAGGGCGUUGUUUAUAUGGCAAAUUAAAAAAUGUAUCUAAAUGCUAGGAAACUUCCAUUAAAAGUGUUUAUUAGCGAAGAUCAAACUGCAGUGUUGAAGAGAAUUCAGUACGAUCCAAAGUCAAACAAACUUGUUAAAUUUGUGCUUGAUAAAAGUGACGAAACCGGCUUUUCUUUAACUGAAAAAUUUAUUGUGAACUCAGCCUGGAAUAUACAGAAAGCAUUUCAAACAGGCAUUUUAUCCAAUAAUGUUUGUUUUUAUGGCACAGCCUCUAGAAGACAAAGUACCAGCUUUUUGUCUUUGCAUGUUUGGGAGUGACAAUAAAUUUACCUAUAAAGAAGUAGUGCACAGAUGGAAUUUCCUGAUACAAGAGGCUGCGAAAUUUGGAAUUGUUGUGGAGGGUUUUUCUUCUGAUGGCGAUACCCGUUGCUUGAAAGGAAUGAAAAUAUUUAGUAAUUUUCCAGAAAAUGCACCUAAUGAGCUUUCUCCAUAUUUUCAAAUGUCUUUUAAUACCGAUAAGGUGACAGUAAUUCAAGACACAGUACAUAUUCUCACGAAAAUGAAGACAAGACUUUUAAAACCAGGGGCAACUAUGAAGCUGGGACAUGAAUAUAUUUCUUCAAAACAUUUAGAGGAAAUGGUUGACAAAUUUCAUAAAGACACCCAUUUAUUAUGUAAAUCGGAUUUAAAUUCUCAAGAUAAGAUGAACUUCAAUGCCGCAAAAAAAAUAUCUUCUGAAAAAAUAAGAAAUACCUUAAAGCAGAGACUUGGUAGCAAAUGUACCAUUCAAUAUCUGACCCUAAUGAAUAAAAUUGAAGAAGCCUUCUUAAACAAAUCAUUAACGUGUUCGGACCGAAUUUAUAACAUGUGGUACACAAUAUUUUUUUUUAGGGCUUGGAGACAUUGGCUCUACAUAAAUAAGAUUGAUCACAAGAAUUUUAUAACUUAAAAUACGUAUACAUGUAUAGAACUUAAUGGUCAUGGACUUAUUUUACUACUAAUCAAACUAAAGGAUAACCCAGAACAGUUUUUACCCUGGUUCUUUUCAAGCCAAACUUGUGAACGAAUAUUCCGUCAAGCAAGGUCAAUGACGAGCACUUACUCGACAGUUGUAAAUUUUUCUACACUAGACCUUUUGCGAAGGCUGUCCCGGAUUCAAGUGAUAAAUGAAAUCGUCACUGACUUAGGAGAUUCAUUUACCUUUCCGAGGGAAAAGUGCUCGUCAAAAUUGGGAAAUACAGCAAAAAAAGAUAGUGGAAAAUUAAUAACACUUAGCGAAAUCAAAGAAAUUCUUUUCCGCGCUAAAGCUGACGUACUAAGUGAUUGUCUUGAGCUAGGAAUAAAUACUACAGAAGAAGCUUUUUGUACGAUAUAUAUAAAGCCAGACUCUGCUGAUUAUUUCGAUCACGAAGACAACCGGAGUGAAUCUGAUAAUGAUAGUGUGUCUCCAAAUGAAAAUUCAGGGUUUAUUUCCGAAACAGACCUCAAUGAUAUUACUGAAUCUAAAACUAUUUUUCAAAACAUGGAUCAUCUGGAUUUGAAGGAUUGUAGUAAAACUGCAAACAAUAAUCGAUCAGUUUUGAAAAUAAAACUGAAGACUGGCAAAACUAUAACUGUAAAGAAAUCAACCCUUUGCUGGUUUUUUACUGAAAACAGAAGUCGUUUAUUUGCAAACCGACUAGAUAGAGUGAAGGGCAUGGGCUCACAAAAAACCAAAAAAAUCCUUCCAGAAAUGAAAUCUACGUUUUUAAAAAGUCGAAAGAGAAUAAAGAAAUCUAUAAAACUCCCAAUAAAACCAAAGAAUAAAAGAAGUAAAUUGACGGAAGAGGAACAAGAAAGUGAGACGGAAACUAAAGACGAACAGAAGUACAUUUCAGAAUGUGAAAGUAGCGGUGGUGAAUAUGUGGCAAAACGGAAUAGUAGUUCUAAUUCGGAUACCCCGAAGAAGCAACAAAUAGCCAUUGUCGAAGAAAAAUACUACGCAGUAUACUAUGAUGAUCAGUGGUAUAUAGGAAGAAUAAUAAAAAUCGAAGAGACAACGUGUCAGAUAAAAUUUUUGUACCGAAAUUUGGAUAGUUUUAACUGGCCCAAGCAAGAAGACGUGCAACAGAUCAAAAAAUGUUAUAUUUUUUAUGGACCUAUUUCAUUAUUAGGCUUAAAUCCAUUUAAUCUUAAAAGAUACGACUUAUGUGCAAUUGAAAAAAAGUACAAAAUGUUUAAAAAAGAUAAGUAAUCAACAAGAAUGUUUAAAGUUAUUUUGAUUAUUUAAUUAUUAUAUUUAGUGUUGUUUGAAGUUGUAAUGAAGUGCAGAAGGCAUAUAAUAAUGUACAAUUACAUGUAUAAUUCAUAAAUAAAAAGUUUUUUAGUUCUUUA
Molecule: messenger RNA, 4902 nt
Organism: Ooceraea biroi (clonal raider ant)
Lineage: Eukaryota; Metazoa; Arthropoda; Insecta; Hymenoptera; Formicidae
Source: RefSeq, a predicted model, not a curated record